CAUCGUUAAACAUUUUCGUUAGCUUAACCAGCUUAAGGUGGAUUUUGAAGACAUAUCCAUCGCUCUUUGCGAUAAACGCGUGUGGGUGUUCUUUAUUAUACCAAUUUCGCCUCCUUGCUGGCUGUGGUCUGGAAAGUAGGUCAUAUUAGCGCGAAGGGCGUCGUGUGAGAGCCUGUAACCCCCCCGGGCGGCCGAGCUGAGAUGAGUUAGCGAUGAGGAGCCGUAGCUCUGCUGCACAGCCACUUUGUUUUUGUUGACGUCGUCAGCGGCAGCGGUGGAAGGAGUCGACACGGAUUUCAUGCGCGUUUAACAAAUUUGAUACUCCGAAUAAACGACAACAAUGGGGCAGCUACGGCACUUUAUUUUAGUUCUUCUGUUUCCCGUGGCUUUGAGUUUAGAUUUUAUAAAGUCUGGGGCAUCACGUAACGUCUUAUUGGAGAAAAGUCGCAUCCAACCUGCAGCUGAUGUUCAGCACAACGUUAAAAAAAGAAGCACAGACCAAGGAGGAGACACUUGUAAAGCUCUGCAGGGAUACGACUCCAAAUUGUCCAGCAACACACACAGCUACGUCUUUAAUGAUCUUAGUGGAUCUGUGUCUCUGGCUUGGAUUGGAGAUGGAACAGGGGUUCUUCUGGCCCUGACUACAUUUCAGGUGCCUUUAUUCAUGCUCAAAUUUGGCCAGUCCAGACUUUAUAGGAGCGAGGACUAUGGAAAGACAUUUGAUGAUGUCACAUCUCUUAUCAAUAACACAUUUAUCAGUACUUACUUUGGGAUCGCCAUUGGCCCUGAGCAAUCCGGGAAGGUGAUUCUUGCAGGAGAUCUGUAUGGAAAUAGUGGCUAUAGAAUUUUCCUCUCCAAAGACUUCGGAAAGAGCUUCACUCAUUCAGACCUUCCUUUCAGCCCACAGAUGCAAAUCAUGUACAAUCCUCAAAACUCCAACGUACUUGUGGCUGUCAGCACCAAGAAUGACCUCUGGAUUUCUGAGAACUUUGGUGAAACAUGGAGGAACAUCCAUGACACUGUGUGUGUGGUGAAAUGGGGAAGAGACAAUACCCUCUUCUUCUCCACAAACCGGAAUGGCUCCUGCUAUGACAGAGGCGCUCUUACUUUGAGGAAGACAGUAGACAAUGGUCUCACAUUUAAGACAAUCGCUGAGAAGAUUUACUCCUUUGGGAUCGGUGGCCGUUUUUUGUUUGCAUCUGUUAUGAUGGGAACGGGUGUGAUGCGAAUGAUCCAUGUGUCUGUGGAUCAGGGUGAGGAGUGGAACAUGGCACAGCUUCCGCCAGUAGGACAUGAGCAGUUCUACUCAAUAUUGGCAGCUAAUGAUGACGUGGUCUUUAUGCAUGUGGAUGAACCAGGCGACACUGGCUUUGGCACCAUCUAUGUGUCAGAUGACAGGGGCAUGGUGUACUCCAAGUCUCUGGAGCACCACCUGUACACAGCCACAGGAGGUGACAAUGAUUUCACCAAUGUUACUUCACUCAGAGGAGUCUUCAUGACCAGCGUGCUAUCCGAGGAUGGCUCCGUGCAGACUGUGGUGUCAUUCGACCAAGGAGGAGAGUGGGUGCCCCUGAAGAAACCAGAGAACAGCAAGUGUGAUUCAACAGCUAAAGAUAAAGAUGCGUGUAGUCUACAUAUCCAUGCAUCCUACAGUAUCUCCAUGAAGGUGAAUGUGCCAGUGCUGCCUCUGAGUGAGCCCAAUGCUGUGGGACUGAUAAUUGCUCACGGUAGCGUGGGUGAUGCCAUCUCAGUAUUGACUCCAGACGUGUAUGUCUCUGAUGACGGUGGAUACACUUGGUUGCGUGCACUUGAGGGCCCCCAUCACUAUGCCAUCCUGGACUCAGGAGGCCUGCUGGUUGCUGUGGAGCACAAACCCAAUAUGCCCAUCUCUCAGGUCAAGUUUUCCACAGAUGAGGGCCAGUGCUGGCAUGUGUACAACUUCACUAAAGAGCCUCUCUACUUCACUGGGCUUGCCUCAGAGCCAGGGGCCCGCUCCAUGAACGUCAGCAUCUGGGGCUACAGAGAAGAUCUGUUCACACAGUACUGGGUCUCUGUCACCAUUGACUUCAGAGAGCUCCUUACUCGUGACUGUGGUGAUGAAGACUAUGUGCCAUGGCUGGCACAUUCAAAUGACAUCAGUGACCCUAACGAUGGCUGCAUGCUUGGUUAUAAGGAGCACUUUCUGCGACUGAAGAAGGACUCUGUGUGCUGGAAUGGGCGAGAUUACAUCAUCAGCAAGCAGCCCACACCAUGCCCCUGCACGCUGGAUGACUUCCUGUGUGACUUUGGAUACUACCGAAAAGAAAACAGCUCAGAGUGUGUGGAACAAGCUGAGCUCAGAGGCCACGAUCUAGAAAUCUGCAUUCAUGGCAAGAAAGAACACCUACAGACCAGUGGGUAUCGUAAGAUUCCAGGAGAUAAGUGUGAAGGAGGCAAAGAACCUCAAAGAAAAGUCAUUGAUGUGAGAUCAAAAUGUGUUAGCAAUCUACUGGAACCAGAGCUGCAGAAGCAGGACGAGACGAAACACUCACACUCUGCCCCUGUUAUUGUGACAGUCGUAGCCAUCCUACUCAUCAGCUGUAUAGCUGGUGUUCUUUUUGUGAAGAAGUACAUCUGUGGAGGAAGGUUCCUGGUGCAUAGGUACUCGGUUCUGCAGCACAAUGCAGAGGCUAAUGGCAUAGAAGGAAUGGACGAAGCUCUGGAUACAGAUGUGGCUGGACAUGCCAAGAUCGGCUUCCAUGAUGAUUCAGAUGAGGACCUCCUGGAAUAACAGCGAUGAUUCAGCACCAGCAGGAACAAGGGAGAUCUCCAUCUCCUUUUCCCUCAGGCAUCUUUGCUGCGGUUUAUGCUCCUGCUAGAAAGCACAACCAAGCCCCCAGGCUCUGCAAUCCUUCAGAAACACUGCUUUAGUUCUUAAUUCUCCCGUGGAGUGAAAUGCAGUUACACUGUUCCCAUUAUAAAGGUAUUUAAUGAAUGUAGAUAUAGAUUAACUCGAUCAACCAGAUAAUGCAGCGUGGCAGGCCAGUGUUUAAACAGCUACAGCUUAGAGAAUGUCAAUUCUUUCUUGCCUGGGGAGCUUAGAUCUUAUUGGUUUAAUUGGAGAAUACUUUGUUGGAUGAAAUUGCAGUGAGUUACUAUUACGGCACUUAUACAGAAUCCCCCUCUUUUAGAAAUGUACACAGUUCAAAAUCACAUCAUGAAUGGUUAUUAACAUUUGAAGCUAGCAGAGGGAAACCAAUGAAUCACAUCACUGCAAUAUUAGAUGGACAAAUGAACUGUUCUGUGGCAUUAUAUAUUUUGACUACCCUAUUGCCACACCCCUCUCUUGUUAAAUAUGAUCAUCAGAAAAUUUUUUUUGCUUUUUUGUGAUUGGAGGAUCUUAUUAAAGCAGCAAUACCAAGUGUAGAUACAGUGCAUCUGCAGAUAUAGGCACCCACAUAAACUAUCCCAUUUUUUUUUCUUAAAAGUGACAACCUGAAAUCAUGCUUCUGUGUUAGAAUAAUAGACAGUAUGACAGUUUAUGUGGCUGCAUAGUUUGUGAACUGCCUUUGCAUAUGAAGUUAAUUUAUUUUACAGUGGAACCAACAGAAGUAAGAAAGGAUAUAUAAAGAAAAGUAAAGCUGUUCUUGUAUCUAUAAAUAUCUAUAUAUCCAGAGAAAUUUUACUCUAAUAAUUUUAUAGAAGGCAGUGAUUUUUGUAAAGUUUUUGAUGGUCAGCAGUUUUUGCACUGUGAAACAUAAGGCAAGUAUGUGAGGUUUCCUGCUGCCUUUGGAAAAGUUCUGUUGGAAAUAUUGUAAUUACAACAUUUCCAGUAUUGCUUGAAGCACACAAGUAAUAUUUAACUUUUCAAGUGAGACUGUUCAGGCAAAACGUUUCAACUAAGAACUACAAUCCCAGCGUGAGAUGAGCUUAACUUGAAUACGUGUGAGAUCAGUGUUUGUAGAUACGCGCCACUGUGUUUAACUAAAGUUAAGGAAAGAAACCCAUGCAGUUUGCAGUUUCUAUGUUUGACUAUUCAAAUGCAAUAGAACACUUUACCUCUUUUUAUAAGGAUGUUCUAACUACCACUAUUUUAGUUCUAGUUUAGUCAGUGUUGUUUUCAUAGAUUAAAGCAGGGGUUUUAAUCCGGUCCUCAGGGGCCUCCAGUCAGUCCACAUUUUUCAGAUUUUGCAAUUCUUCAGCACAAUUAAGGAUAUUGCUUAAUGCAGUCAUAGCAUAACACACAAUAACCACAAAAAAUACAGAAAAUUUCAAUCCUAUUGCUGUUGAACCAAUUCAGCAUUGUUGGUAGACAAAUUUAACUAUGUACAUGUUUUGAUGGCUUUGAAAUUUUGUUUACUGUAAGUGGGCAUGUUCUUUUCGUGAUGUUGAAAAAUCUAAUAUUUGGUUUUGUGGUUUUAUCCUGCUAGGAAAAUCUGAAAAUAUGUAGCCUGAAGUUUUCAUGUGGUCCUAAAUUUUGCCACAGUCAUCACCGGUCUUAUCUGUGGGCAUAUGACAAAAUGCCACCAGAAAUGUUUUGAGAAUCACUGGAGCAGCCAUUUAUGAGCAAGGCUCUGAAAUACGAUGGUCCUAUGACUGUUCUGAGUACUUUGAGAAUGUUGCCCGACCAUCUACAGCAUUUUGAGUGCCCAGAACUGGAACAGAAUAAAACUGGACUGGCUGGCGGUCCCUGAGGUCUGGAAUAUAAACUUGUGGAUUAUAGUUCAUAUAGAUUAAGAUUACAAAGUUCUGUUACUUGCCCCUUUUUAGUUGUCAUAUAAAACUAUCUAGACUACAAAUGCCCAGAAACCCAUUUAUAAAUCUGUUAUACUCAUUUUUUACUGUUAAAUCCUACAACAAUCAAUUGUAAUAUAUGGCAGUUAUGCCUCAGUUGUUCAAUUUGAAUGGGUUUUAUUUAUUCUUUGAGAGAAGUAAUCAGUAAAAAAAUAUUAAUGUGUUCAUUCAAGUGCCUACCAUGAAGGUAAGGUGUGUGCCUUCAGAAAGAACCAUAAAGUUCAUCUUGUUAAAUAAUUAACAGAGAAGAAGCAGAUAUGUGUAUCUAAUUUCUUUGGAGAUUACUUGGUAACCAGAGGUGUUGGAACUGUUUAAGUUGUCACUUGGUCUGCCUGAUUGAAUGUCUUUCAGUACAGGCCACGUGUAAAAAUGGAAGGACUCCUAUGGUGAAGUUCGAUCUAGCCUGCUGCUUUGCAGAUUUACAGCAAUUUGAGAUUUUGGCAAUAUGUUUAAACAUAUAAACUUUGAUAUCUUCUAGAUCCCACAACAGUACUCCUGUGCAUGCUAAUUUAACAAAUACAUCAUAUCUUGUUUGGGGUGCACUGGGGAUGCUGCUUGCAGCACAAGCUCAGACUAAAGGGGUUUUCUACUUGAAGUUUUCUGCUUUGAGAGCUGUCACUUUUCUUGGUGUUGAAAAAUUACUGUAUAUAAUAGUCAUUCAUGCAGGCUCUGUAAAUAUAUACCUGCAUCAUCUUUGUACCAGCUGUUUUCACUCUGUAUAUUUGGGGAAAAAAAAUCUGUUUGACAAAU
Pygocentrus nattereri (red-bellied piranha) is the source of this 5523-nucleotide messenger RNA. RefSeq names its product sortilin 1b (gene sort1b). Gene Ontology annotation, molecular function: protein binding. Gene Ontology annotation, biological process: Golgi to endosome transport; vesicle organization; endocytosis. The coding region runs from base 341 to 2770 and encodes 809 amino acids. Lineage: Eukaryota; Metazoa; Chordata; Actinopteri; Characiformes; Serrasalmidae. The transcript has 20 exons. The record is from RefSeq and is a predicted model, not a curated record. Gene Ontology annotation, cellular component: Golgi apparatus; membrane.